AAAAAAAAGGCUAUCUCUAUCCGCUUGAGCAGAGCCGAGCUCAGCUCACUGCUCAGCUCCCAUGGCAGCCGCCGCCGCCGCCGCAGCGACUGCCUUCUCCGGCGGACGGAGGAGCCCGCCCCGCACGCGUGCCGCCGCUGUUUCCCCACGCGCCGAGGUGUCCUGCAGACGCCGCGGCGGCGGCGUCCUCCCUGCUGUUCCCAGGAGGAAUGUGCUGUCAACAAUGCUAUCCACUUCAACAGUCCUAAUCUUAGGGCCAAAACAGAUCACCCUAGCUGAGACAACCGGUGGCGCAUUCAGGGAGUACAUCGACACAUUCGACGGCUACACCUUCCUGUACCCCAAGAGCUGGAUCCAAGUCAAGGGAGCUGGCGCGGACAUAUUCUUCAGAGACCCCUUCGUCCUCGAUGAGAACAUGUCAGUCGAGAUAUCAUCCCCUUCGUCGUCAAAAUACACCAGCGUCGAGGAUCUAGGCCCUCCGGAGAAGGCUGCGGAGAAGGUUCUGAAGCAGUACCUGACGGAGUUCAUGUCGACCAGGCUGGGCGUUCGGCGCGAAUCGAACGUCCUGUCGGCGUUGUCCAAGGUCGCUGACGAUGGCAAGCUCUACUACGAAGUUGAGGUGAACAUAAAAUCCUAUGCGAGUAACAACGAGCUGGCGGUGAUGCCGCAGGACAGGGUGCAAAGCCUGGAGUGGGACAGGCGCUACCUGUCUGUCCUCGGCGUUGAGAACAAGCGGCUGUACGAGCUGCGGUUGCAGACGCCGGAGCAGGUGUUCAUGCAGGAAGAGGAGGACCUCAGGAGAGUCAUGGACUCCUUCAGGGUCAUCAAGGCGGCGUAGUACGGUGUACUGGUGCAGAGAGAACUAAGUGCAUGCAAAAUAUUGCAAUGCUUUGUCUAAGCGUAGAGCACACGGAAUUUUUUUUGUAUAGCUGACCAUAACUUUGUUGAUAAAUUUGUCUUUGGAUAAGAUAUUCAGAUUAUACGUACCUAGUCUGCAAUAUGUUACGAUGCUGAAAAUUGGUGCUUAAUUUAACUGCCUCAGCAACAUGCUAUAGUUGA
Molecule: messenger RNA, 1059 nt
Organism: Setaria italica (foxtail millet)
Lineage: Eukaryota; Viridiplantae; Streptophyta; Magnoliopsida; Poales; Poaceae
Product: psbP domain-containing protein 1, chloroplastic
Exons: 3
Coding region: 62-838 (258 amino acids)
Biological process (GO): photosynthesis
Cellular component (GO): photosystem II oxygen evolving complex; extrinsic component of membrane; photosystem II
Molecular function (GO): calcium ion binding
Source: RefSeq, a predicted model, not a curated record